AUGUUCUUGGCGCAUUAUCAUGUGGAUCGAGGCCUGCGAACGCGCAUCAUUCAUUUUCUGGAGGGUGCCUAUGCCCUCAAUCAGCAAGGGCGGCCAGGGGCGGGUGCUCCCUUGCUCAGCUUGCUGUCCAAGCCUUUACAGCACGAACUGCAGUUCGCCCGCCACGAGGCGAGCUUGAAAGAACUCGGCUUCUGUGAACACUUGCUUCAUGCCACGGGAUUCGUCGCCUCGGAGCUGGACAUGUUGCAGCACUUCGCCACCUACGCCGUUUCACAGAUCACCAUGGCAGCUGGGGACUCUGUCUUUGAGGCCGGCACCGUCGCACACAGCGCCUACUUCAUCGACUCCACCGGUCAAAUUUUCUACAGGAUUGGCCAGGGCGGUGCAGAAAUGGUCACGGGACCUCGUUGGUUGAGCGAGAUGACGCUGUGGACACCAUGGCUACACCUUGGCGAGCUGACAACUAAAGAGGUGUCCAGCAUUGUGAGCUUGCGCCAGAAGGACUUCUUGGAGUGCCUACGCCGCUCUUUUGAUUGGUUUCAGCUGGCGCAGACCUACGCCCGGGACUACCUCAAGGUAAUGAGUCAGUAUGCUGCCGUCACCGACCUAUGGGUGUGGCAAGUUGAGCCAGAUCCUGGUAACUUCCUCAGAAAUGGGUCCCGGUCCCGUACUACGCGAAAGUCUGGGACUUUGGUGCAGUCCUCCGCAACGAUGGCUCGAAAGCUGAUGGGACAUGUUUUUGCGGCUAACGCCGGCGAGGACUUCGCCCAAGUGGUGCCGCACGAUACCUGA
This is a messenger RNA of Symbiodinium natans, 792 nucleotides long. The record is from the annotation of a GenBank genome assembly. NCBI's taxonomy places the organism in Eukaryota, Dinophyceae, Suessiales, Symbiodiniaceae.